This is a messenger RNA of Lucilia sericata (common green bottle fly), 833 nucleotides long. RefSeq names its product calcyphosin-like protein. Lineage: Eukaryota; Metazoa; Arthropoda; Insecta; Diptera; Calliphoridae. The transcript has 4 exons. The record is from RefSeq and is a predicted model, not a curated record. Bases 115 to 765 code for a protein of 216 amino acids. Gene Ontology annotation, molecular function: calcium ion binding.
UCAAUAUACAUUUGCCACGUGUAACAAGUCGCUUUAUUAAAAAAAAAUAUUUAUAAUUUUUCAACAAUAAAAAAAUAAGGAAAAGUUGCAAAAUAUAUUAUAUAUUCAAAGAAAAUGAGUUAUCGCGAUGAUUUUUACUCUAAAGAAGCCACGCUUAUAAACAAUUCCAAGCGUGAAUUGGCCAAUGGAGUGGACAAGGAACCAAUUUAUAAACUAAGGCUAAUGUGUUUCGCUAAAGGUGCCGCUGGUAUUUUGGGACUAGCAAAAACCUUUCGCAAAAUGGAUACAAAUGCCAAUAAUACCCUAAGUUUGCAAGAAUUUAUAGAGGGCAUAAAGAAAUCUGGCCUUAAUCUUAAUGAGGAUGAAACUAAAACACUCUUUAAUAGUCUUGAUGUCAACAGUGAUGGUUCCAUAAAUACUAGUGUAUUUUUAACUAAAUUAAGGCCCUCUAUGACCCGCAAUCGUUUGGAUAUCGUUAAUAAGGCUUUUGAAAAAAUUGACAGUAACUGUGAUGGUGUUAUUACAGUUGAGGAUUUAAAAAAUAUCUAUUGUGUCCGUAAUCAUCCAAAAUACUUGAGUGGUGAUUUGACAGAAACCGAAAUUCUUGAACAAUUUUUAAAUAAUUUUGUUGAUGACGAUGAUGGUGAGCAGCAAAAGGCCAAAGUAACUAAAGAGGAAUUUAUUAAUUACUAUGCCACUAUAAGUGCUUCCAUUGAUAAUGAUGCUUAUUUUGAUUUGGUAAUGAGACGUGCUUAUAAAUUGUAAAUAAAUUUUUAUGUAUUUUGGUAAAAUUGCACAUGUUUAAAUAAACGUUUUAUUAAAUCACCUUGGAA